This is a messenger RNA of Brassica rapa (field mustard), 5520 nucleotides long. RefSeq names its product F-box protein At1g80960. Lineage: Eukaryota; Viridiplantae; Streptophyta; Magnoliopsida; Brassicales; Brassicaceae. Gene Ontology annotation, molecular function: protein binding. The record is from RefSeq and is a predicted model, not a curated record.
AAACCGUCUGCUUACAUUGUUAAAGAAAAUAAAUGCAGACCGGUAUUAAAUUGUCAUGGAACGCUUGUAACUAACCGAUGGGACCAAUUUAUUUCGAUAUCAAAACCGGAAAAACUGAACCGGCAGUGGAGGUGAUUGAACCGGGUCCUACGUCUUCCUCUCUCCCCAAGCAACGAUUAAAAGGAAAGGCAUCGGAGUUUUCUGAAAAACCAAGUUCGUUCGAGAGAUUGAUUGUGGAGCCAUGGCAGGAGUAUCGCUCAAGUGCGGUGAUUGCGGCGCGCUGCUGAAGUCGGUGGAGGAGGCUCAGGAGCAUGCGGAGAUCACCUCUCACUCCAAUUUCGCAGAGUCCACUGAGGCGGUGCUCAAUCUCGUUUGCUCUGCUUGCAGCAAGCCUUGCCGCUCUAAAACCGAAAGCGAGUUGCAUACGAAAAGAACGGGGCAUACUGAGUUUGUGGAUAAGAUAAUGGAGACAGUUAAAUCCACCAGCUUAGAAGCAGCUCCUAAGCCUGCUGUGGAGAUUGACAACCCUGAUGAUUGUUCUAGUGGUAGUGGAGAUGCUGCUGAAGAGAUGGUUGUUCCAGAGGUUGACAAAAACAUACUCGAGGAACUUGAAGCGAUGGGCUUCCCUAAAGCUCGUGCUACCCGAGCACUCCACUACUCUGGUAAUGCAAGUCUCGAGGCUGCAGUUAAUUGGAUGGUGGAGCAUGAGAAUGAUCCUGACGUUGAUGAAUUGCCAAAGGUGAAAAGCGUUGAUUGGAUCAGCAAACUCUCGAAUGAUGUAUUGCUGAUGAUAUUAUCGAGACUUUCUACCAAAGAAGCCAUAAGGACGAGUGUUUUGUCGACACGAUGGGAACAUGUGUGGAAGCACGUGUCUCAUCUUGAAUUCGACAAGCCAAAGAUUAAUAGUUCCACAGAGUUCUGUGAGGAGCCCAAUCCAGAUGAUACAUUGAUUACUAAGGUUAUAAUCAAACAUCUUGGACAAUUAGAGAGCUGUGUACUCAAUUAUUCCUCAUCCCAAGGUCGAACUGGAAUUCUCGAUAUUUGGAUUCAAAUAUUCACUAGCGUGAAACACACCAGAGUUCUCACACUGAACCGCCAUUAUGAUGGUUGUGGAAAAGUCUUCGAGUUUCCCUCAGACUCAUUCUCCCAUCCAAGCCUCAUGUCACUCUCGCUAAGUUCAUACAUGUUCACAAGCUCAGAUCCCUUUAGAAACUGCUCUAAUCUUAGGACCCUCAAACUUGUAUUGAUCGAAGCCACCAACGUUGAAGUCUUUAAUACGCUACUCUCAUCUUGCCCUUCUCUCGAGGUGCUUGUAUUAAACAUCAGGUGCUUCUACGAGACUAGGGGUCCUUUGAAGAUUAAGAACAGCAAAUUGAAGCUCGUGCAUGUGUUGCUUAAGCGUAACAUUGGUGGCCUUGAAGUGUCAUCAACUAGUCUAGACAUCCUCGUCGUUGAAGAUACCUCUUUUGGGAAGAAGGACUUUUUCCUUUCAUCCCCCAAAGUCCAGUUUACUAAUAACUUUUGGGUUGCAGGGAGGUUCGCACCACAAAUCAGCUACUAUAUAUCCAAGGAGGAAAAAAGCAUUGUGCAUGAAGAAUUUAUGAACAACAUAUCCGGUGGGCUUUGUGAAUCGAUUGGAGAUGUGCUUAAAUCAAUGUCGGUGAGUAUAGAUUUAAUGAAUCGGACAGAAGUUGAGAGGUUACGACAAGUCUUACGUUUAUGGAUUUGUGAAAUGUUGGUACUCGAGAUCAUAUUUAAGGAUAACAAGAAUGCUCCUAAUGAGUCUUGGGAGAAGAAGUUGUGGGAAGAGGAUAAUAACAAUAAUGCUGUGUUCCCCAAUGCUAAAUUCCGCGUGAAUGCUCUAUGGAUGCCUAACUUCAGCGGUUCAGAGGAAGAAUUUGCCUUUGUGUCCUGUUUGAUCAAGCAUGGGACGGUGGUGGAUAAGAUGAUGAUAAAGACGUCGGCGUUUACUGCAAGUAAGAAGUUGGAGAUAGAAGCUGCAGUGGAUAAGCUAAGAGCGCUUCAAACAGAAGAAGACCAACUAAUGAUCAAAUGUUUCUGACGGAAUUUAUAUCUUUUCAAUCUACUUUUGAAAUAUUUUACAGUUGCAAGAAUUAGUCAACAAAAUAUUUAGCAGGAGGACUUAGUUAGCACACAAGUCUCGUAAAAAGCGAAUGGCAAAAAACGAAACAUUGAAAAUGCUAAACCUUUGUUAUAUAACCUUAAUCUAAUUUAUUUUUUUUGGUUUUUUCAAUUUUCUUUUUUCAAACUUUUUUGAAAUUUUAUUUUGAAUCUGAAUUUCUUUUAAACUAUUUUUAAGAUUAUUAUUUAAAUUUAAAUUAUAUAUUUAAAAAAAUUCUAAACUCUGUACUUAAUUCCAAAUCUUAAAUUUAGAUUAGUUAAUCCCAAGAUACAAGUGUCAUAUAUCAUUUCAAUUAAACUUAUUUUGAUCUUUGUGUACUAUAUUUGUUAUAUAAAAAAUUAUUGUUAUCCUCAUAUUUCUCUUAAAACUUCUAAUAAUAUGAUAAGGUAUAUAAUCUAUGGAUAUUUUACUGGGAAAUGGCAUUCUUUAGUCAUUGUAUGAUUAAUGAAUGCACAAAUAGAGAAGAAAACGAAAAGACUACAAACUCAACUCCAGUUUGAAAUGGCUCAUGAAUACCAAACUAUAUCGGUUUAAUGUCUAAGAGCAACAAUAAACAUAUCUUUUCAUCCAGUGUUUAUCAUCUUUGGUUUCUUUAUGACCAAUACACGCUGCGAAGAAGACGUUCACAUUGAGUAUGCCCAUGAGUCUUUCUGUAACAUUGCCAUCAUGGUCUCUGUCAAGUUGGGGAAAUGGAGACUAGAGUGAGAAGAAGUACCUUGAUUAUGCGGCAUGCUGCAGAUAGGAAUUCUUCCUCUUUGAUAUCCAGUUCAUCCUCAAAAAAAACCGCCAGAAUAAUUGGAAGAACUGGUUUGCUCAUGUGGAGAGUGAAGAGAGAAUCAAAAAGGAAAUUGUCUUUUAUAACCGCUCAAUUCUUAUACAUACAACCCAAUACAAAUGUCACCUGUCAAAAGAAAUUUUUUUGUAGGUUCACUUAAUAAAUAAACACAUCUCCGACAGCUUUUUUUUUCAACACGAUUGGAAAAGGCCAUGACCCAUUUUAUUGAGCUUAUAUUUUCUUGUUAGCUUUAGAACUAUAAUUUGAACUUUUUGACAUGAUUGUAUUGCUAAACAAUGAAAAUUACCAAAACAAAAAUAAAAAAAUGAAUACACCAGUAGGGAUCCAAAGUAAAGUAGCACACAUCUAUUUUGCGUAUGUAUGACCAGGACUGUGUAUGACUAAAGAUUUUUUAUAUAAAAACUUCAUAUUUGUUUCUAGAAUAAUUGAAUCUCAAGAGAGAUAAUCUUCGUAUUAAUCCAAAAACAUUAAGGGGGCUUAUUGAACUAGGGAUUUGAGAAAUAUUUAAGGGUUUUAGAUUUGGUGGGAUUUGGUGGGUUUUUAAAGAUUUUGAUGGAGACUUUAUGGGGAAUUUGGUACAAUUCUAAAACAAAAACAAACAAAGAAACAAUUUUGAAUUUUUUUUUUUUAAUAUUUCAAACCAUUCAGAACGAAUGGUUUAACAUCUGAUCAUUUAAUUACUUCAACUAAAACGUGAGCAACUGGUUAUUUCUCAUCAGCAAAGAAUCAAUUUUAUAGAGGCCAACAUAUACAAUAAACCUAAAUUACGUGUCAAUAGGAAAGUUAGCUUAUAAUUUUAAUUUGUAUCCGUAACAAGACAUUCUUCUUUAAUUUUGAUUCUCAUUCCUUUUGCCCCAAACUCAUCCAUUUUCAUUGCAUGCAGAGAGUAUAUGGAAACAAAAUUCCCAUUAAUAAUGUCCCGGUGAUUGUCAAAUGUGUCUGAUAAGGUUUUUAAAGACAGCAUAUUACUGUGAAAUAAUAGUGUUCUUAUAAGGUGUUGAGAAACUAGUAUAAAGAGGAAGGUCUUGUUUCGAUGAGACUGUAUAUGGUGAGAUGUUGCUAUAGAACACACCGGAGUGGAGAAAGUUGACACUAUCGAGUCAUCAAGAUAAAUGGAUUCUUUGGAAGAAGAAGGUUAGUGAUUAGGAGGUGGUAAGAGGGAAGUAGCAUCGGGAGAGAGGUGGCAUCGGGGAGGGAUCGGAAAAAAGGAGGUGGAGGGGAACGGAGAUGACACUUUCUAUUGUUUCUUUCUCUCCAGACAUGAUAGAGUGAGCAUUAUAAGGCAUAACGUAGAAGAAAAAGCUUAACUCGGCUUGCUCCUGACUGAGUUAGAAGCUGAAGUAAUCUUAUCCCAAUCCUUUAUAAACUCCAGUCCUAGAAGUUGCUCCACUAGAUUUCUCCAUACAACCCCCGUAUAGCCACAUUGGAAGUAUAAGUGAGAUAUGGUCUCCUCUUCACCAGAACAGAGAACACAGUCCGAGUUCUGACCCAUCCCCAAUGCUUAGACCUAUCUCCCGUGGAGAGACGGUUACGUACAGCCAGACAAGUGAUAAAUGAAUACCUUGGGGGUUGCAUUGGUGAACCACACUUCUCUGACUUAGCAAUUUGCCAAUCUGUACAUUCAUCAAACAGACAAAUCUAAUAACUACAUAAAACUAAUCCUUGAGAGGCAAGAAAGUAAUCCAUCUAUCAAACCUCUGUCACCGAAGCUAGAGAAGUAAAGUAACCUACAACAACAUAAACUACCGUAAACUAUCAGAUUCAUGGAAAUUACUGGAUUCAUCAAACAUUAUGGUGUUUUUAUAUAAUUGAUUUAUCAUCAUAUAACAUAGGACGAUUCCAUUGUUCUAAUUUUCAAUUAGGGUUGAUCACUUUUUGGUUUUAAUCGAAGAGGAUGAAGUAACUAUUUUUUUUUUUGAAAUACCAUCUCAUUAGGUGGUAUUUUGUUAUGACUAAAUUUUAACUACAAAUUAUUUUUUAGAUAAUCCCAAAUAACUUUUGAUAAAUAUCAUUGAUGAAAUCCCAGUUUUUCAAUAAGGGAAGAUUUUAUGGGAUUUGUAUAAAUGGCUAAUCCAAUAACCUUGAAUUUAUUGGAACUUUUAUAAAUACCAAAUCCAAUAAGAGAAGAUUUGAUUAAAAACUGAAAUUCUUUCAAAUACCUAUUCCAAUAAGCCCUCCUAAGUUUCAGACUAAAUUGAGAACGAUUGCCACUCUUUUUAAUAUUCCACUAGGAGUCACCGAGACAAGACAACUCUUUAUAUUUUUCUAUUGAUAAUAACAUAAUCAAAGAAAUACCGUUCCAUAGAAUUUCUUGUUGCCUUUCGAAGUAACUAUAGUUUCCAGCAAGAACUCCAUCACCAUCAAGGAUUGAAGCCGAUAAGACCUGUUGCCACCAUUAAUAGUAGAUCUUUCAAUUACCUUUUCUAAACGGUUUAAUUGAACCGAAGUUUUUUUACCAAAUACACUGGAGGAAACAUAGAAAAGAACAAUAAUUUUUUUUUGUCAGAUUUAAAAUAAAUUGGCAAUCAAAUAAACCAAGUGUAAGGAAGUAAAACAAAUCAAAGAUAAAAAACAAAACAAA